AUGAAUAAGGAGUCUUUCUCUAAUGAUGCAAUUGCAAAGCUGAUCAACGACAGCUUUAUACCAAUCAAAGUGGACAGGGAAGAGCGGCCCGAUGUUGAUUCAGUGUACAUGAUGUACUUACAAGCCACAACGGGGCAAGGAGGUUGGCCACUAAAUGUGUUCUUGGUCCCUGGGACCCUGGAUCCCAUAUAUGGCGGUACCUAUUGGGCAGGUCCGGAAGCCGAUAUGGGUGAGAGAGCUGCAAAAUUUGAAGACGUAUUAAAGCGAGUCGCAGAUAUUUGGAAAGCGGAACAACAAAAAUGCAUUAGCUCUGCCAAAGCUACUGGAGAGCAACUUGCAAAACUGGUAAAAAUGCAAAGUUCCAGUGAGCACAACGAUUCUUUUAAUGUCGAGGCAAUAGUUGACGACGUUAGAGAGCAUUUCUCUAACAAUUUUGACUCCCAGUUUGGAGGAUUUUCUCAUGCCCCAAAGUUCCCCUGUCCUCAUAAUAUGUCGUUAUUACUCAAAUACAAUAACUACUUUGAUAAGGGUCUAGACAAGCAGGAACUAUUGCAAGCAGACAAGUCAAUGACGGGUAAGGUGUUGUAUACAUUGGAGUCGAUUGGCAAAGGCGGUAUUAAGGAUCAAAUUGGACACGGAUUUUCGCGAUAUUCCGUGACAGAUAACUGGAAUUUACCUCACUUUGAAAAGAUGCUUUAUGAUCAAGCGUUGCUACUGAAUGCGUAUUUGGAUGCAUAUGUUUACAGUGGUUCGCUUGCUGAGUUUGCUUCUUAUUAUGCAAAUGAUAUAGUAGAAUUUCUUAUGAAAGGUAGCUUGACGGACAAGCAUGGAGAUGGAUUUUACUCUGCUCAAGAUGCCGAUUCCAUGAAUAAGGAGGGUGAACACAGUGAAGGUGCCUACUAUGUGUGGACUUAUAAAGAAUUUUUUGGAGCGUUGGAGCACCUCGGUCGUGUUGAAGCUGAUAUAUGUGCUAUGUAUUGGAAUGUACAGGAGUAUGGAAAUGUGGAUCCCCAAUAUGACAUUCAAAAAGAGCUGCAAUUUCAGAAUGUUUUAUCGGAACAAGUUAAAUUAGAAGAUGUAGCUCGAGCUUUUGGAAAGCCUGUUCAAGAAGUUGACAAGAUUAUUCAGCGUGCAAGGUUUGAAUUGGAAAAAUACCGCAACACAACUAGGCAGAAGCCCGAUGUAGACACCAAGAUCAUUGUUAGCUGGAAUGGUCUUGCAAUAGGGGCUCUUGCUAGGGCAUCCGUAAUUUUAGGCAACAAACAAGCUCUGUCUCGUGCCCUUAAGGCAGCUGAUUACAUAUAUGAGCAUGGCUAUGACAAAUCUACAGGCAGACUAAGAAGGUCUAUUGGUUCGGAAGUGCAUGGUAUGAAUGACGACUAUGCGUACUUGAUUUCUGGACUAAUCGAGCUUUAUGAAGCUACUUUUGAUAUCCAAUAUAUCAAGUGGGCAGAUCAUCUUCAACAGAAACAACUACAACUGUUUUGGGAUAAAGAGAAUGGUGGGUUUUUCAGUGUUGAAGCAACGCGCUUGAUCGAAGAGCAACUCAUCUUCAGACCGAAAUCAGGUUUCGAUUCUGCGGAGCCCUCGCCGAAUGGAGUAUCAGCGUCGAAUUUGCAGAGACUUUCUAGUAUCCUGGGAAAUGUUGAAUACGAGUCAAAAGCCUUUGAAGUUAUCAAGUGUUAUGGCCAGGAUCUUUCUGCUCAGCCAUUUGGAUACACAUCGAUGGUUGGUCCAGUUAUAACGGCUCUGGAAUCUGGGAUGCGAUCAAUAGUCAUUGUGGGCGAGGAUAAUAAUCUUAACGGACAUUCAUCACAAGUGGAGGCUAUUUUAUAUAAACUUCACGUAGAACAUCCUCACCCUCUUACAACCAUAGUGCGGUUGGACGAACACUCUAUCGAUUAUUUCAACAAACUUGAGGAUACUAUCUACAAGGAGGUGUAUGAGCAGUUCGGUGGUGGUUCUUUGAAAGUUCUGCUCUGCCAGGAUAGGGCGUGCAGGGAGUUCAGUUUCUGA
Sugiyamaella lignohabitans is the source of this 2016-nucleotide messenger RNA. RefSeq lists its product as uncharacterized. The coding region runs from base 1 to 2016 and encodes 671 amino acids. The record is from RefSeq and is a predicted model, not a curated record. The transcript has a single exon. NCBI's taxonomy places the organism in Eukaryota, Fungi, Ascomycota, Dipodascomycetes, Dipodascales, Trichomonascaceae. Gene Ontology annotation, biological process: carbohydrate metabolic process.